Synchiropus splendidus (mandarinfish) is the source of this 2317-nucleotide messenger RNA. RefSeq names its product tpd52 like 1 (gene tpd52l1). Gene Ontology annotation, biological process: positive regulation of apoptotic signaling pathway; positive regulation of MAP kinase activity. Bases 109 to 1056 code for a protein of 315 amino acids. The transcript has 11 exons. Gene Ontology annotation, cellular component: cytoplasm. The record is from RefSeq and is a predicted model, not a curated record. NCBI's taxonomy places the organism in Eukaryota, Metazoa, Chordata, Actinopteri, Syngnathiformes, Callionymidae.
CGCGUGACAGCCGAGGAAACCCGAGUCGGUGUGGUGACGUGACGAGGCUGCUGCGCGCGUGCCUCCCGCCGUGUGUUUCGGGCUCCUGUGUUCACCUGACUGACGACCAUGGAAACCAGACAACAAGAGUUGUACUCAGACAUUCUGAGUGAUACAGUGGUGGACUGGGGCGGUCCUGGAGAGGAGUGGGUUAACUCAGCAACACAACAGAGAGAGCAGGAUUCCCCUCAAAAUAUGUCUCAUCCCUCUGGUGAGGAAGCAGUGCAGGAUCAGAACUCAGUUGAGGCUUUUCAAAAUGGAAUGAAGUGGAGAGAGCGAGUUGGAGAACAAGCUGAAAAGUCAUCGUCGUGUCAGAAUCACUGGGGUUUCACAGCCUCUUACACUCCGAAGUGGGUCAGGCCCAACUCGUGGGAUGUCCGACAGGACGAUUCAGAGUGUGAGAAUCUGAUGGCAGGUUUGCACUCCGAUCCACUUAAGGAGUCUGAUGAAGACACGGUGUCAGAGGUCAACCUGAACAAUACAAUGACAGAAGAAGAGAGGGAAGAGAUUCAGCUCGAGCUGUCCAAACUGGAGGAGGAGAUGGGCACUCUGCGGCAGGUGUUGACGUCGAAAGAGAAGCAGCAUGCUGAGCUCAAACAGAAACUGGGCAUCACUCCCUUAAGCGAACUUAGGAGCAACUUAAGCCGCAACUGGAUGGACAUGCAGAGCUCCACAGCUUACAAGAGGACAUCUGAGACGUUAUCAACCGCUGGACAGAAGACCUCCGCGGCCUUCAGCACCUUGGGAAGCACCAUCAGCAAGAAGUUUGAAGACAUGAGGUCCAACUCUAUAGGCUACUCUAUCAAACACUCUGUGAGCAUGCCCGCCAUGAGAAACUCACCCAGCUUCAAAUCUUUUGAGGAGAAAGUUGAGAGUACUGUGACAACGCUGAAGACUAAGGUCGGUGGUACGAAGAGCGGCGGAAGCUUUGAAGACGUCCUGUCCUCGGCAGCGAACGCCAGCUCUCAGGACACGCCCACUAACAACUUGGCGGAGAGCUCUGAGAGACAAUGCUAGACACUAGGACAAGUUUGCAUGAAGUGAGGUUUGGACCAAAUGAGACAAAGGAACGGGACAGUUUUGUGUCAGGAAAACAACAAGAUCAUAAACAAAGACAGUGGAUGCUCUAUGACACUUGUCAUGUACGUCAUUACGUUAAAAAUGAUCACCAAUAAAGGCUCGUACUAACGUGAAGUCUUCUGCCCUCUAGUGGCGAAUCUUUCCAUUGAACCGUUUACCUGUUAUAAAAUACGUUUCACACCACUUUCCCAUGUUAGUGAAAACUGUAUACUAAUAUUGUUAAUAAAGCUCCAGAAAGACUGUAAUAACGACUUUUUAAUAUUGUCCAUUUUAAUAGCAAUGAUAAAAGACCUGUUUCUAGACCAAACAUGAAGUGCUAUGUUUACCAAAAAUUCCCGCGUUAUUUUUUGUCACUAUAAAAAUACACUAAAGUUGAAAUGAGAACCGAAACUUACUGAUGCUGUGAAAUAAAUAGCGUCGGUAAACAUGAUUUUAUCGUCAGACGGAAUAGCCAGUCUCAAUAAAGCAGAAGUACACAUAUUUUAUUUUUUGACAAGAGUGAAAACAUUUAAAGAUUUUCUAACUUGCGUCUCAGAUAAUUCCUAUUAAAACAUUGAACAAGAUAGAAGUCACUGAAUGAGGUUGGAGGUGUGCUUCGGUCAAGAUCUGGGACCUGGUUUUGAAGACGCAGCAUCCCCUUCUGAGUUCCCACAAUCCUUUGCUCCCGCUGCCAUGCAUCGUUGCCGCUCGUCAUUUAGUGACGCUACAAGUUUGAGAACAUCUGGGUGCUGAAAGCGACCUGUGGGAACACAAAACCUUAGUAGGUCAUAGUCAGCCAAUAAUAAAUAUGAUACAUUAAAUGAUGAUUAAAGUUUUGCUGAUAAAAACUGUAAAUAAUUAUGACUUGAAGGCACCAAUAUGUGUGUUAAAAAUAAAAAUAAAUGGGUCAAUCGGUACCAUUGGUUGAGUCAAAGAACUCCUGCAGCCUCCCUGGCGCCCCCUCCAGCUCCUCAUACUCGUGCGCCUGCAGGAUCAUAUCAAGGAGGUCGAACUGUUUGACCAGUCGGGCCUCUUCACUGCUCUGGUUUUCGAACUCCUGGUUGUUAAACAGGUCCCAUGAGCACGGUGCGUCCCAUCAGAGGGGGGGAAAGCAUGGAAAGCAUGUUACCUCCCACAGUCCAUAAAUCUCCUGCUGGAGCCCGUCUGGCAGAAGAGCUGAGAUAUGUCUCAUCGCCUCCUGGGGAGUUUUGCUUUGUUA